AUUUCGCAGAUAGUAGAAGAGAAAAAUAGGGUUGGAUUUUACAGAUUGAUCCCCGGAAUUUCUCGAUUUCGCGCAGGAAUCCUCGGGCGGUGAAAACCGAGGCGGCGGCGGCUGCGGCGGUGGAGCGGCCGCGGCCGUUGGCGAUGGCGGCCGCCGGCGGCGGCGGCAGAGGGGGGCGCCCCGUCGAGGAGGAUUUCAUCGAGCUGAGUAGCAGCGACUCCGAUUCCGACGGGGAGGGCGGCGGGGGCGGCAGCGCGAAGAGGUCGCGGGGUGUGGGGGCGGGUGGAUCGGCGGGGAAGCGCGCUAGGGUUUCCGCGGCGGGCGUGGCCGUGGAUCUGCCCCCGGGUUUCCUUGAUCCUCUACCACAUGCGGCGUCGGCGGCGGCGGGGGCGGAGGCAUCGGCGGGGCCGUCGAAGAGCGCGACGAAGCAGUUCUGGAAGGCCGGGGACUACGACGGGAAGCCGCUUGGGGAUGGAGCGCCGCAGUCGUCAGUAUCCGGAUUGGAUCAUGUUCGUGUACAUCCUAAAUUUUUGCACUCAAAUGCAACAAGCCACAAGUGGGCUCUGGGGGCAUUGGCUGAGCUGCUGGAUAACUCUCUUGAUGAAGUCAUAAAUGGAGCUACCUAUGUGAACAUUGAUAUGUUGGAGAAUAAUAAAGACAAAACAAGAAUGCUCCUUGUUGAAGAUGAUGGUGGUGGAAUGGACCCAGACAAAAUGCGGCAGUGCAUGUCAUUGGGUUAUUCAGCCAAGAGCAAAGUUGCAAGUACUAUUGGGCAAUAUGGAAAUGGUUUCAAGACAAGUACAAUGAGACUUGGUGCUGAUGUUUUAGUUUUCUCCCGUAGUGGUGGAAAAGGUGGCAAAAGGCUUACCCAAAGUGUUGGCAUGCUAUCCUACACCUUUCUGAGGAGCACCAACAAAGAGGAUAUUGUUGUUCCAAUGAUUGAUUAUGAAAAUCAACAAGGUUGGAAAAGAAAGCCACGGACUACAUUUGCUGAUUGGAACACAAGCUUACAGACUAUUAUUACAUGGUCGCCAUAUUCAACUGAAGCAGAACUACUUGAGCAGUUUAGUUCUAUAAAGGAACAAGGGACUCGUAUUAUCAUUUACAAUCUUUGGGAGGACGAUGAAGGACAUUUGGAGCUUGAUUUUGAUGAGGACAUACACGAUAUUCAACUCAGAGGUGGCAAUCGUGAUGAGAAAAAUAUCCUGAUGGCUAAGCAGUUUCCGAACUCCAAGCAUUUCCUGACUUAUAGGCAUUCAUUAAGGAGCUAUGCAUCCAUUUUAUAUCUCCGAGUUCCAAGUUUUUUCCAAAUGAUUUUACGUGGAAAAGAGAUUGAGCACCAUAAUAUUGUGACUGACAUGAUGUUGAAGAAAGAGGUGAAAUACAAGCCGGUUGCACCUAAUGGUGUUCCAAAGGAUUCAAAUAUGGUAGCCGAUGUAACAAUUGGCUUUGUUAAAGAUGCAAAACAUCAUGUUGAUGUUCAGGGAUUUAAUGUAUACCACAAGAACAGGCUAAUAAAGCCUUUCUGGAGAGUGUGGACUGCCGCUGGAAGUGGUGGGCGUGGUGUCAUAGGUGUACUGGAAGCUAAUUUUAUAGAGCCAGCUCAUGAUAAGCAGGACUUUGAGAGAACAACUCUUCUAGCAAGACUUGAAGCACGAUUAAUUCAAAUGCAGAAAGACUAUUGGUCAGGAAAUGCUCAUCGAAUUGGAUAUUCUGGGACACGUGCUGGCAGAUCCAAUGAAACAGAAGAGGACGCCCCUGAAGUUACCCAAAGUGCACAGCAAUCACCUUACUCUACUGGAAAAAAUUAUGGAAAAUCAAAUAAAAAGCAAUCGCCUUACUCUACUGGGAAAGAUAAUGGAAAAUCAAAUACUAAAUCUGGGAAGGCAAGCACGUCAUUUCAUACUCAGCGAAGAACUGAUAAGUCUGCAACGACUAAACAACCUGGAAGAUCAAUAAUGUAUGGGCUUUCAGAUACCAGUGAUGAAAGUGAUUCUGAGUUUGUGGGCGCCCCAACUCCAACAAGUUCAAGAUCUCAUAUCCUGAAUCCACAUAGAAAAUCUUUCCAGAAUGGGACUGCUUUGGCAACACCUCCAUCCAAUGGACGGACAGAAAGAGAGAGAAACAAAACUGCAUCCCAGCCUGUGCAACUUAAUGCAACAAGUAAUGGGGAUUAUACUAUUGAUGAUCAUGAGACUAUUAUCAAGCAACUGAGGGGCGAAAACUCAUCGUUGAAGGAAAGGUUACUGAAGGUGGAAGAAUCAUUGUCACAGGAGCUGGCGAUUGAACGUGAUAAGAACAAAUCGUUAACAGAGAGGUUAGAGGAUGCACAGAGGCAACUAGAAACUUCAAACAAGGAACAAGAAGCAUUGAUUGACAUCUUCUCAGAAGAAAGAGGUCGACGAGACCUAGAAGAGGAAAAUCUGCGAGGGAAGCUAAAGGAUGCUUCUUCUACCAUACAAGAUUUGCUGGAGCAAUUAAACGCUGCCCGAAAAGGUCGCAAGUUUUGAGAAAAAAUAGCUAUUUUGCUACCAAAAAUUCACUAACCGGAAGACCUCUAGUUUUCAGUUACACUGACGUGAAGGAUUCCAGCCAUUCUAGCUUGUGUAGGGAGAGGCUGUAGGCUAUUCCCCUAUGUUUAGUGUUGAUAGGUAGUUCCAUCAUCUCACUUCCAGAUCACUUCCAGCAUUGUGUACAGGCAAGGAAUGCCAAUAAAGGCUACUGUUAGUGAUCGGUAUGUGAGUUUGUAGGUAAAAACACUCGCUAGGCCUUUUAAUACUUAAUUAGUCAUUUCGUUCGUUGUGUUCAAUGUUACACGUGGUUGUGUCAAAUCAGUCUCGAUUUUUUGUGCCUGGGCUUUU
This is a messenger RNA of Oryza sativa Japonica Group (Japanese rice), 2861 nucleotides long. Its product is annotated as protein MICRORCHIDIA 7. NCBI's taxonomy places the organism in Eukaryota, Viridiplantae, Streptophyta, Magnoliopsida, Poales, Poaceae. The record is from RefSeq and is a predicted model, not a curated record. Gene Ontology annotation, molecular function: ATP hydrolysis activity. Gene Ontology annotation, cellular component: nucleus.